ACCGUUGGUCCAGAGUCCAUUGCCACAAUCUGGAAAGUGUAAUACCUCUGUUCUCUAGCUCUUACAUGAUUAAAUGGCUUGUCUGACAAACACUGCUCUGAGCAGUGAUGGUUGCUUAUUGCAAGAUCUAGACUGGGAGAGGCAAGAUGUUGUCUUCCACAACAACACAGGAAAGAAUGUUGAGCUGUUAGAGAAGGACACAAUAGUCAGCAGAGUCAAAGGGACUACUGCAAACCGGGGCAUUGUGUUCACUAGUGAGCCUCUGUCUAUUGGGAAAAUAUUUCAAGUGGAUGUACUACAGGAAGAUUUUUUUGGGGGAUCUCAGCAAGGAAAAUUGAGACUUGGGUUCACUGGAGAGAAUCCUUCCAGCUCAAUACUGCCCCUCAAACCCAUGCUGUCAUGGGAUAACGGCCUCAAGCAUUUACUUACUCUUUGUAAACCUGUCGUCUACAAUGGUAAACGUUGUGGUAUUUUCAAUUCCGUUAUUAAUGGUGCUGUAAAGUCAAUCGGUAUAUUGCUCACAAACAAGGGAGAUUUUCAUGUUUUCACUAACAAGAAGUGGAUUGGCUUCAUCCAUCUUGACAACUAUCCCCUGGACGAACCAAUGUGGGGGGUGGUGGAAAUGAUUGGAGCUAGCAGACAGCUUAAGGCUGUCACUUGGACGGUGGGGAGCACAUAUCCGCCAUAUGCUGAGAAAAGGAUAAUGGACUUGGGAUUACUCAAAGGAAAGGAGGAAGCAAGAUUAGAAUAUCGAAAACUGUUACCACAAAUCAAUGAGGUUAAACCGGCAGUGGGGGCAGACGUAUAUAUUCAACAGCUGGAAGAAUCUCUCAAACUUGAAAUACAGAGGAAAAAUAAUGAAGUUCAGAGUCACCUACAACAACAUAUCACUAGAGAAUUACAACAGCAAAUGGCUGGUUUUAACUACCUCUUUCAACAGAUGUCGCAAGUCAUUGCUUCUGGACAGCAUCAACGUCACCUUGCCAAUCAACAGGAAGAAGAGUUUUGGCAGGUGUCUCCGGAAGAGGUGUCGAUUAGUGAGGACGAGAUAAUUGGCCGAGGAGCCUGGGGCAAUGUCACCAAGGGUACCUUUAGGGGAACAACUGUAGCUGUCAAACGACCACAUCGGGAAAUCCUUCAGGGCAUAACAGUGGAGACAAUUCGUCGCGAGAUUCGCACCAUGGCUCAGAUCCGUCACCCCAACCUUGUCCUCUUUGUUGCUGCCGUCCUCAACGAGCAAACAGGUCCCAUGAUUGUCACAGAGCUCCUGGAUACCUCUUUACGUUCUGCCUACCAGGACGAUCGUGUUGGUCCUAAUAAGCGAAGGAUCUUUGGAGACAUCUCGUCAGCUCUGGUUUAUCUCCACCGACAGAGGGAACCCGUCAUCCACAGAGAUGUGAGCUCCGCUAACGUUCUCCUUCUCUCUCUACCUAACGACAAAUGGCUUGCCAAACUCUCUGACUUUGGAUCAGCCAACCUAGCUCGAGAUGCCACCACCCCCGGUCCAGGUGCCAUCCUGUAUACUGCCCCUGAGGCCUAUCCUCAUCCACCUAUGUCACCUCAACCACGACCACAACAGACGACAAAAAUUGAUGUGUACAGUUUUGGUGUGCUCGCCUGCGAGGUGAUUAAUGCUAGACUUCCAGAAGCUGCUGUAUUUCAAGGCCUGCUGAUGAACGUGGAAGGUGUGUGGCCAGAGCUCCACCCACUCAUCACAUCUUGUGUAUCUUACGCCCCUCAAGACAGACCCUCUAUGGACACUGUGCUACAACACAUCAAACAAUUGGACUGGGAGCCUAAUUAGCCUAGCAUUGAUGUUAUUAAUGUCAAAAUUAUGAAGGAAUUCUAAUGACAACAG
Messenger RNA from Halichondria panicea, 1858 nucleotides. RefSeq names its product probable serine/threonine-protein kinase DDB_G0271682. The transcript is spliced from 3 exons. NCBI's taxonomy places the organism in Eukaryota, Metazoa, Porifera, Demospongiae, Suberitida, Halichondriidae. The record is from RefSeq and is a predicted model, not a curated record. Gene Ontology annotation, biological process: protein phosphorylation. The coding region runs from base 74 to 1804 and encodes 576 amino acids. Gene Ontology annotation, molecular function: protein serine/threonine kinase activity; ATP binding.